AUGUCUAAGAAAGUGGAUGUGGCAGCGGUAGCGGCUAAAGUGCAGGAGUUCUAUGCAACAAGCAAUCCAGAUCGACGGAAACUCCUUGAUGAAGAUUUGUGCAUGUUCAAAAGAAGAUUUCCAUGCGAGGAUACGGUUGCAGCAUGUAUUUUACUAAUGGGGUCGCGUUAUCCUGCCAAUGUACAGUAUUUCGCCGCAGUCUCUAUGUAUGAGACAAUUCGUCAUCGCUAUGAGGAAUGCGUGGCAAAUAUGGAAGUCUUGAAGUCUUUUCUAAUCGAAAGUCUGACAUCGAACGCUCAUGUCCAAAUGCAGUCGAUCACAAAUAAACUGUCAUCAACUCUUGCGAUACUUUCUUUGUAUUGUAUGCCCGAUGUGUGGUCAGAUCCAGUAGCAACGCUGACAAACAUAUGGGCUGCGCAACCAGAACUUUUGCUCAGAGUACUCGCUGAAAUUGCAGCAGAAUUUUCAAAUAUACAGAUGCCUCUUACCCAGCGAAGUAAGCUGAAGACUGAACUUCACAAAACUUCUGAGGAUAUUAUCCGUAUUAUUUCAACGGUCAUGGGAGCAGAUGAUGCAUCGCCAUCCACGAGGCAAGCAGCAGUUGAGUGUGUGGAACAGUGGGUGAAGUUGCCAGGCAUAGGAUUACAUCAGUGGGCUUCUGUUCUUUCGGUUGUCUUCGGUGCUGUUUCCGAGGACAGUAUAUGUUCAUGUCAAGGGUCGUACGCUGUGGAUGAGCUGAUCUCAGAUUUACCGUCGUCUUUUUUCAUGACCCUUCGUGAACAUAUAGGAUCGGCCGCUUCUGGUAACAAAAAAGACGAAAUGUGCAAUGUAAUUGCCUACUGGUUUCAUUUUAAAGUUGUUACAUUAUAUAACAACACUCUGUUUGAUAGGUAUCGAAUGGUUCGAAGUGAGGUAUCGAUUGACGCUUACUUCAUUACGGGUAGAGACGCCUUGAAGUUCCUUAACAUGGAAUUAGAGGAGACCAUUACUAAAGGUGAUUUGUGCAGAACUGAGUGCAUAAUGUUUUUGUGGGAGACUGUGGCAGACUACCUUUCGGAGUCAGAUUACCUCGAAAUAUAUGACAACCUUAAACUUUGCAUGCAGUUAUCAAAUAUUGGUGAAGGGGCAGAUGAAGACCGACUAGCUAAUACUGUUAUGAGGCAUCUUUAUGCCCUUUCUCAUCUCAUACAGGAGCACGACGAUGUGAUUAGCAAGGAAGCGCUACGGACGCUUGAAAAGUUCGUUUCGGACGAUGAUAUAUCACAAAUUUGCUACACGUUUUUUAUGAACGAGUCGAACGCUCAGGAAUUGAGAUUGAUGGCGUUGAAAUGCAUAGGCUACGUCUUGUCCAUGAAGCCUAGCCAUGAUUGUAUGCAAUCAGCUGAAACAUUGGAGAAUAAAAAAUUUCAAAUAAGCAUUUUCGCUUGUUUAUUCGCAAGCCUAAACCACAAAGGAGGAGUGCGUAAUGCAGUGACCAAUUUCCCAUCGGAGCAUCUACCUCAAAUGUUUCCGCUGGUUUCACUACUUCUAAACAAGGCACUAUUUACUAAUCCUGCAGCUGGAAGUUCUCUGGCUAAAACUGUUGUUCUUGUUAGUUUACAAUUGUUCAUUGCUAUUGAAGAGUGGUUGUCGCUAAUUUACCAGAGCUUGUUAAGGUCAGCUUUGGUGCAACCAUCGGUGCUUGUUAUAUUCUACUGGCAAGGUUCUCAUAACGUUGUUUUAAAACAUGUUUUUUGCCAUACUGAACGCUGGAUGCAAAUUUUAAGAAUUUCGUUUAAGGCAAUAUUUGUCCGCAUCCAAGUUGAGCUCAUAAGAGCUACUGUCGAAUCCUUGUCGGAAGUGCUAUUCUUUUUCAUGAAGGAGUUUUCAACAGAAACAAGAUGUGUGUUAAAUGGGUUAGACCACGGCGACUCUCCUCUUGUGGCCGCAAUGUUUAGGGAAAUUGGUAAUUUACGUAAUUUCAAACAGAUGACUCUCCGACUAAACAUGGCAUCACGAAAAAGUGCUUGUUCGUAA
Molecule: messenger RNA, 2016 nt
Organism: Angiostrongylus costaricensis
Lineage: Eukaryota; Metazoa; Nematoda; Chromadorea; Rhabditida; Metastrongylidae
Source: the annotation of a GenBank genome assembly